Solea solea (common sole) is the source of this 2521-nucleotide messenger RNA. Its product is annotated as cilia- and flagella-associated protein 251-like. The coding region runs from base 125 to 655 and encodes 176 amino acids. The transcript has 3 exons. Lineage: Eukaryota; Metazoa; Chordata; Actinopteri; Pleuronectiformes; Soleidae. The record is from RefSeq and is a predicted model, not a curated record.
GAGAGCAUUCCUGCCUAGAAAACAGCAUCUUUGCUCCUUCCUGAUUCUCUCUCUCGACAUCUCUCCCACGCUCCCCAGCUCAGUCUUCAGCUCCCUCCCAAAGUCUCCUGAGCUACAGAAGACUAUGGAUGGGCUGCGUUUACCUCCACUCAUCGAGGAGGCUCUGGACUCUACAGAUGACCCCUGCGAUCUAAAAGCCGAGAUCAGCCCCAACAUGGACAACGAGAUGACGGCCAAGGAGCGAGGUGUGCUGGAGGAGAACAAUGAGAAGGAGGAGAUGGACCAGGAGAGAGCUCAGGAGGAGGAGGAGGAGGGUGAAGAGAGGAAGCUGAAGGAGGAGGAGGAGGAGGGUGAGGGCGAAGACAAGAGCAGGAAGGAGCAGGAGCCACUGACAGAGGAGCAGGAGCUGGAGGAGCUGAGGGCCCAGGUGCUGCAGCUGCUGCUGGAGCUGGAGGAUGCCAGGGAAACGUCAAACAAACACGAGGAGAGCUUCAGUGAGCUGCAAGGUGGGGCCACUGACAGUAACAACAGGCCUUUUUAUUCGUUCUUAAUAAUCAGCCGUCUCAUCCCUAAAACCACUCUCCUAUUGGAGCCAUUUAUUAACCUCAGUGUUUUUCUUCUGCUGUAUUUUUACAAGCUGUUUUGGAAAGGAUAACUGGGGCCUCGGCAGCCACAGCUCGCAUCUUAAAUGUUAGUUUCUGUACCAUCUUAAUGGUUCCUAAGGAGCAAUUUUCAAUUCAGUCUGCAGAGUGUGUAGUUUGUUGUCUCACUUCUGCAAAUUGGAAGUGUGCAGACAGUAACCAUGCUCCUGCCUGCUCCUAAAUGAAAACAAACCAGUGUGACAGCCACUCCGGCCAAUUGAUCAUGCAGUAAAUAUGUUAUGCUGAGGUCCAUUUCACCAAAACGACUCCAAAUUUACAUUUCAGACAACUCCAUUUUUUUUUCUUAGUUUCAUAAGCAGGUUUGAAAAUGCAUUCAUUAUUUUUAUUUGUCACGGCUGAAGCCGUCACUAUCUGUGCAUGAGCAGCGCUCACAAAAUCACCUCUGCGACACACGGUUUGUUUACAACAAUCGGUCCACGUCAGUGUUGGAACCAUUUUAAGUCUCAGUGAGUACAAAUAUGAUAAAGAUCAAUAAAUAUAGUUGACUGAGAUGAACUCAGAUUAAAGAAUAAGUCAAUGUCCCAUUAUAAGCUUAACAAAAAAAUCAAGUAAACAUGAUCCUUCUGCUAUGACUCAAAUAUCCUACUAGGGGCAUCUCACCAUCUUGCUUUAAAGGGCCACUUCACCCAAAAAUCGAAUUGUGUUAUUUUACCAUCAGACAGUGGACCUGAGCUGAACAGAGGAAGUUAGGUUUGAAAAAAGAAAUCAAAUUGACAAAACAGUUGACAUCAAAGUAAUUUCCUUCAAAGAAAAUAAAAGCCCUACACUGCUUGUAAUGGCCGUUCAUACCACAGUCCAUGUUCCUACGGCCACUUAAUUUGCAGCCGUUUUGUUUCUGACUCGUGUCCAAUUAUUUAUUUUUGAGAAACCCAAUGUUACUCACAAGUAUUCCACAGGAGGCAGGUAAACGUUUACGUCGAUUUAUUUGAAGACAAAAACCAAAAAAAACAAAGGUCUGGUCCAGUACCAGAAUAUUGUAGUCCACACUGCUCUUUACUGUGUUUUAAAGGAAAUUAAAAACAAAAUUUGGUCAAAUGUGGUCAAAUGAAACACAGCAGCAUCAUAAUGAUUUUAAGGUUAUUUUCCAUUCGACCAAGUGGAAAGAAAUCAAUUUAAAUUCAAUCAAAGACACUUUUUACGCCGAUGAUGACCAUAAUGCUGUGAUCUCAAAUGUUUCUUUCAUUGCAUUGAAUUACCAGGAGAGAUAAAGACGACCUUCCUCUCAGUGAUUCUCUAUGCUUUUAUAAUUCUGUACUCACAAUCACAAAAGUUCAGCCUCAUUCUCUGCCCGCAAGAGCGAAGUGUCUCCUGUUCAUCGCAAUCUCGAUGAAGCCGCUUAGAUAUAAUAAAUGUUUAUAUGCGGUCACUGACACAGUCUGUGCCUCACAGCAGCUAAAUGGAGCAUCGCAUCAUACCUUAGAAAUGAUGAGCUUAAUGGUCAGGGACACAAGCAGUGAGUAAGACCUUAGGCAUUGAGCCGCAGUGAACAUCUACACUGUGUGUGUGUGUGAAAGAGAGAGGGAGCAUAUGUAACUGUGUCCUACUAAAAGACAUGAGCUCAGUUGUUUGUCUGGCAACAGUUCAGGCAUUCCUCAGACAACUGCGUGCAUGCUGAGGGAAGCUUCCAGACUGGGUGUCCUAGACCACAAUGAGAAAUCGCUGUUGGUAAACUCCCAGUGGGGAACAGUCAGCUGCUCCAGGAGCUGGCAGCUGUUAGGGGGAGGAGGUGGCGGAGCAUUGGAGGUGGUGGUGGUGGUGGUGGGGCCCACGUUGGAUGGUAAGAGAGUGACGUAUGCUGAGGUGUAAGUAAAAAUCCAGGAUAUCUCUGUACGGCUCUACAAAUAUCUAUGACAGAUGAC